GCCUCUGACCGUGACCUUCUCCUUGCCUUUCAUAGCGAAAUUGUUCUCUCACUGUCGUCGUCGUUCACGAUGAACUCAACUCCAGCGCAGGGCCCAUUGUCGAUACCAACCCGCCUGACUGGCAAUAGCAAACGACCGCGGUCAUCAUUUGGCUCUUCAUUUUCCUUCGGUCCCCACAACAUCAUGGACUCAUACAUUGAAGACGGCAAUUCGAGCACCAUGUCCUACUCGAAAUCCGUGGCACUUGACCCCAACCGUUCCAUGCUCCCCGUAUCACCACUUGGGCUUAGUCCGCGUCGCCAACGAAAGCGCAAGGACAGCUCAGCCCGGCCUCCACAUCCUCUUACGAUUGACACUACAGACGUGUUCCAAGGUCCUGAGGAUGACGCAGACGACGAACAGGAGCAAGAAUGGGGCAUUAUUGACCGCAUGCGCCUCUGGCGACACGAUGCCAUGAUGCAGCAUCUCUACGAGACAGCGGCGUUUUGGGGGGACAAAAUCCUAAGCUGGACGAAUGAUCCAAACGACGCGUUUUGGCUCGCGCAGACAUAUUUCCAGAUCCAUCAGUAUGCUAGGGCAGAGAAGCUGCUCACGCGCCCAUUUCCUGUCCCUCCCAUUACGAUCACACUCCCAUCGUCGGGGCCGCCUAACGGAAAUACUUCUUUUCUUCCUCUUGAUUCUGAUAGGCCGUCGACUUCCUCAGUACGUUUACCCAUGGGCCCGGGGACUUUAUUAGGAAAAGCUGAUGAUACGCGUCCUGGGGUCGGAAUGUCGAGGCUAGUAGAUUUGAGUAUCGCCUGUCGGUACCUUGCUGCUCAGUGUAUGGUGAGACAAGGUAAUUGGAAUGCCGCGACAGAAAUUCUUGGCGAAGCGAACCCUUUCCGCGAUUCAGUGAAAAGCGGCCCGUCGAUACCGAAUAUCGAUGGUGGCAUCAAGAUUGAAGCGUCAAUGUGUCACCUCCGCGGAAUUGUUAUGCAGAAAAUCGGACGCGUCGACCAAGCGAAAGAAUGCUUCAUGGAAGCUCUCGGCCUCGACGUGAAAUGCUAUGAAUCCUUUGAGAAACUUGUUAGCACUGAAAUGAUGACUUCAGAUGAAGAGUGGGAGUUCGUGCAAUCCCUCCCAUAUCAGGUGCAGACCCCGAAGGAUGCAGAGCUUGUUCAACUUAUGUAUACUACUCGUCUGCGCAAGUACAAGCAUGUGGAGGAACACGCUGUCACACGCCAAAAGCUUGUAGAACAGUAUCAUCUGGGUGACAACCCAGACGUUCUAUUCAGCUUCGCCGACUCUCUAUAUCUCUCGUUUAGAUGGCAUGACUGUUUCACAAUCACGUCACGGAUUCUGAGCCUGAUUUCUAUUCAUGACCAUACUUUGCCGUUGCACAUUGCGUGUAUGUUUCACAUAAACCAUUUGCACUCCAAACUCUUCCUUCUGGCGCAUGAUAUGGUGGAUAGGGAGCCAGACAACCCUUUGAGUUGGUACGCGGUCGGAGUAUGGUAUCUCGGCAAUAAGAAGUGGUCGACAGCUAGGCAAUAUUUUGGGAAAGCGAACUUACUGGAUCCAAGGUUCGCACCAGCGUGGGUAGCCUUUGCACAUACCUUUGCGUAUGAGGAUGAACAUGAUCAUGCAAUCACCGCUUACUCUACAUGCGCGCGGAUGUUUACGGGGACACAUUUACCUUUAAUGUUCAUCGGUAUGGAACAUCUGACAUUAUCCAAUAUCAGCUUGGCCGAAGAGUCGCUGUCUGCUGCAAGGCAUAUGUGUGAUACUGACCCUCUGCUAAUCAACGAGCUGGGUGUGUUGACGUUCAGUCAGGGAAAAUAUGAUGAUGCUGCCAGUCUAUUCCAGCAGGCGUUGAAGCUUGCCGAAGUGACGCAGGGUUCGCGUAUUAAUUGGAUAUCUACUUAUCUGAAUCUGGGUACUGCUUAUCGUAAACUAAGGCGUUUCAACGACGCCAAAGCGGCGUAUCAGCAGGUACUUGACUUAGAUCCCCACAAUUCAGUUGCUUUGGGAUUCAUGGGAAUGGUGCAUCAUCUACUUGGUAAUGUCGACAAAGCCAUCGAGAUCUAUCAUGAAUCACUCAGCAUUGAUCCAGGGACCCAUCAAGUCCUUGAACUUCUUGGCAUGGCUUUGGAGGCGAUCACAGCAGGAGGACCGAAAAUGUCCGACGAUGAAUGGAAAAACAUGCUCAAGUCAAUGACAGAGAAAUAUUCCUCAAGUAGCAGUCAUUCUCAGAAGGGCAAGGAAAGAGAGCAGCCUGACGUGCCUUUAGACAUUGCUCCAGAGGACGACAUGAAUGUGGGAUAGAGCACUGAAAGUACGGUGGGCGGAGCUCACGUACAUAUACAAUUCGCAGACGGCACUAUCAUUUUUUGUAUAAGCGAAGUCUACUCUAUGUUAUCAAACGUAUGCACGUCCAAAGGGAAUCUCCCUUAGCAGGUCCCCUACCUAAUUUACGUAGUAAAAAUACACCAUUGCAAAGAUAAUUUCAAUUG
Molecule: messenger RNA, 2492 nt
Organism: Guyanagaster necrorhizus
Lineage: Eukaryota; Fungi; Basidiomycota; Agaricomycetes; Agaricales; Physalacriaceae
Product: TPR-like protein
Exons: 11
Coding region: 70-2304 (744 amino acids)
Biological process (GO): protein ubiquitination; cell division; positive regulation of mitotic metaphase/anaphase transition
Cellular component (GO): cytoplasm; anaphase-promoting complex
Molecular function (GO): protein binding
Source: RefSeq, a predicted model, not a curated record